Molecule: messenger RNA, 1054 nt
Organism: Mus pahari (shrew mouse)
Lineage: Eukaryota; Metazoa; Chordata; Mammalia; Rodentia; Muridae
Product: olfactory receptor 10A6-like
Exons: 1
Coding region: 7-975 (322 amino acids)
Biological process (GO): G protein-coupled receptor signaling pathway
Cellular component (GO): membrane
Molecular function (GO): olfactory receptor activity; G protein-coupled receptor activity
Source: RefSeq, a predicted model, not a curated record
CUAAGAAUGACCCAGGGCUCCAUUACAGCAAUGAGGGGGCAGAAUGACAGCUCUGUGGCUGAGUUCAUCCUCUUGGGAUUUUCGAACUAUCCUGAACUCCAAAGGCAAAUGUUUGGAGCUUUCUUAGUUAUUUACCUGGUGACUCUGACUGGAAAUGCCCUCAUUAUGUCUGUCAUCCUCCUGGACCGGAGCCUGCACAUCCCUAUGUACCUGUUCCUGCAGAACUUGUCUGUGGUUGAGACUGGCUUCAGCACAACUGUUAUGCCUGAGAUGCUGGUGGUCCUGACUAGUGAGAAAGCGACCAUUUCCUUUGGGGGCUGUUUUGUGCAGAUGUAUUUCAUUCUUCUCUUUGGUGGGACUGAGUGUUUUCUCCUGGGGGCAAUGGCUUAUGAUCGAUUUGCUGCAAUCUGUCAUCCUCUAUCUUACCCUAUGAUUAUGAACAAAAGAGUUUUUAUGACGCUAGUGACAUGCUCAUGGCUCUCAGGAACCAUGAUGACUACUCUGCAGACCACAUGGGUGUUCAGUUUUCCCUACUGUGGCUCCAAUGAAAUUAACCACAUCUCAUGUGAAACUCCAGCAGUACUGGAGCUUGCAUGUACAGACAUUUUUUUCUUUGAGAUCUAUGCCUUCACAGGCACUGUUCUGAUCAUUUUGACUCCCUUCGUGUUGAUUCUUUUGUCUUACAUCCGAAUCCUCUUCUCCAUCCUGAAGAUGCCAUCCACUACAGGGAGGCAGAAGGCCUUUUCCACGUGUGCCUCUCAUCUCACAUCUGUCACCCUCUUCUAUGGCACAGCCAGUAUGACCUAUUUGCAGCCUAAAUCCAAGUACUCACCAGACACCAAGAAACUGAUGUCAUUGGCUUACUCUUUGCUCACCCCUCUCCUGAAUCCACUUAUCUACAGCCUGAGAAACAAGGAGAUGAAAAGGGCUGUGGUAAAAUUAUGGGAAAGAAAAAUGGCUUUACACACAACCUGACUUGUUGAGGAGUUGUGUGAUAUUCAGAUAGCUCAUAACUGAACUGUGAAUGAACUAACAAGAUGAAAACUAAAUUUCU